AUGGUACCAUUCGACUCAUCUCGCCGAGACGAAUCGAAUGGUAUAUAUUUUGACCCGUUUCUGAGUGGGCCACCGGCUAAAUUUAAAGAAAUUGAUUUUAAAAAAGCUGAAGCUAUUAUUGAUUUUUGUGAACCUGGAGGACAAGAAAUUGGAAGGGCAAAAAUAUUGACUAUAAAUGGCUUUCGCCGACUUCUCCAAUCCCGUUGGGGUAACAUUUUACGUGAAGGACACGAAACUGUAUUUAUGGAUAUGGACCAGCCUUUACAUUGUUAUUUUAUCAAUUCUAGUCACAAUACUUAUUUAACUGGAUUACAAGUACAUGGAAAUGCUACAAUUGAAGGAUAUAUUUGUGCUUUAAAAAAGGGAUGUCGACUAUUAGAAUUAGAUAUAUUUGAUGGAGAGAAUGGAGAACCUCAAAUAACACAUAAACACACAUUUAUUGCACCAAUAUCUUUAAGAAAUGUUUUAAAUUGUAUAAAACAAUAUGCAUUUAUUCAAAGUUUGUAUCCAGUUAUUUUAACAAUUGAAAAUCAUGUUAGUCCAUUACAACAAGGAAAAAUGGCUGAAAUAUUUGUACAGAUUUUGGGAGAACAUUUAUAUAUUCCUCCAUUAAAUGCUUUAAUUCAUCCACUUCCAUCCCCCAACUUUUUAAAAAAUAAAAUUUUAUUGCGUGGAAAGACUUUACAAACAUUUACAAAUUCAUCAACAACAUCUUCUAGAAAUUCAUCAUCAAAAAAGAAAAAUUCAAAAAAUUUGGAAGAAUUUAAAAGAGAAGGAAGUGAAAAGUCUAAUUCAACCCCUCAAUUACUUAUUGACCCUAAUUUUGGGAAAUUAAUCGCUUUGCCGAGUUUUAAGAUAUCUCCAAACAAUAUUUUUAUGGAUAUUAAAGAACGUUAUUUGAAGUAA
Molecule: messenger RNA, 906 nt
Organism: Meloidogyne enterolobii
Lineage: Eukaryota; Metazoa; Nematoda; Chromadorea; Rhabditida; Meloidogynidae
Source: the annotation of a GenBank genome assembly